Messenger RNA from Drosophila innubila, 831 nucleotides. RefSeq lists its product as uncharacterized. The transcript is spliced from 2 exons. The coding region runs from base 24 to 755 and encodes 243 amino acids. The record is from RefSeq and is a predicted model, not a curated record. Lineage: Eukaryota; Metazoa; Arthropoda; Insecta; Diptera; Drosophilidae.
ACUGUACAUGUGUCGGAGUUAAAAUGAGCGCAAUACUGCAAUCGGAUCUUUGGUUGGAGUUCUUUGGUAUUUAUCGCAGUCUACCUUGUCUUUGGAAGAUCACAGAUGAGGUGUACAAGAACAAGCAAUUGAAAAAAGCCGCCUAUGAAAAGUUGUUGGUGUGCUACAAGAAGAUCGAUCCACAAGCGAAUGUGGAUACAAUGCGGCGCAGAAUGAACGGUAUACGGACUUGCUUUCGGCGCGAAUUGCGCAAAGUGGAGAUGAGCGAAUUGAGGGCUAAGAAAACAAGUGACAUAUACGUGCCACAUUUGUGGUACUUCAAUGAAUUGAUUUUCCUGCGAAAUGACUCUUCUGAAAUGAGAGCUGAUCCAGAAUUUGUUGAUGAUACUUCAGACAGCUUCUUCAAUGAAGAUGAUGAAGAUAUGGAUAAAUUAACAGAGGAAAACAAUGACUUUUCACCAAAGGAACCAAAAAUUGAGCCGCACUUAGAAGAGGCCUAUCAAUCGCCCUCAAGUAACACCUGUCGAGAAUCCAUAAAGUUUUCAGUGGAUCAGCCAAUGGAACAUUCUCAGAUAAUGCUGCAUCCUGAUCGUCAGUCCCGUGAUGAGGCCUUCAUUUAUGCGGAGGGUUGGGCCACAUCCUAUCGAAAAUUGGAUGAGAAGAACAAACUGCUGGCCAAGAAGGCUAUUGAGGAAAUCUUGGUUUUGGGUCAGCUAAACCAAUUGGAGUUCAACUCUGUAAAGAUGCCACAAUAAAAUAGAAAAACCAUAAAACUUAGAGAUUAUAUAUAAUGUUUAUCAUGCAAUAAAAGUAAGAAAGAAAGUUAUUGAA